AUGAUUGAUGGUAAUGGUCUGCAAUUAUUUCAACUUUACGACUUUAACUGCUCAAAUGGAGCAAAAAUUCAAGUCAAAAUUGAACUGGAAAACAAAAGAAAAACCUUAGCAAUUAACUUCUUAUACCGCACCGAUCAUUUUCCUGAUUAUUCAGUAAUACUACAUUGGGGUAUUGUUCCAAAAAGUAAAUCAAAAUGGAUACAACCUUUAAAUUGUCUUUUUUUGUCAAAUGGAGCUACUCCAGAAAAAAAUGAUGAUGGAAUUUCAUGCAAAACCGACUUAAUUCUAUCAGAUAAUCGCUCAUUUUAUUUUUGCAAAAUUACGCUUGAUCUCUUUCAUUUUAAAUCCUCACAUAAAAAUAAUUCAUUAGAUGAAGAAAUCAAAUAUAGCGGAACUGAAAAUUGUGAGAACUCACUUAAUUGGUUGAAUGGAAUUAAUAAAGAAUGGGGAAUAUCUUUUGUGCUUUAUUCGAUCCCAUGUUACUCUAUUAAUGAUAAAUCGGCCCAAAUAGAGAAAUUAUGGAUUAAAGAUAAGGAUAAAUGCAAUUCUGACUUUUUUAUUCCAAUUGGAAGUGAAUUACUUGUUUUAGAGUGGAUGGAACUGAUUAUUUCUGAGAAUAACUUCAGCCAGCAAUUUUUCCAGAAAAAUGUUAACAUUGAAUUGGAUUCUAAAAAUAUUUUAACACCUGAACCAUCGAAUUUGAACAACAAAAGCACCCAAUUGAUUAUUAAUGGCUCACACAUAUAUUCAUAUAAUGAAUUUACUACCGAUAAUAAUUGUAUUUGGGUAAUUUCAAGUAAAAUUUGUGAAAGGCCACAAAAUGAAAAAUUAUUUGCAUUAAUAAUAUAUACAAACAUUUGCAGUAAAAGCUAUGAUUCACAAAAUAAAUUUAUGUUCAAAGAAUACGAAUUAAUUCUUCAUUUUGGGUUUACGAAAAGUACCGAACAGAUCGAUUGGGCAUCUCCAUACAAAUAUUUGAAAGAACACAAUCUAAUUUCAAACUUAUCGGAGAUCGACGAAAGAUCUAUUGAAGCAAAUUUUAUUAUUAUGAAGAAAUAUUCUAAAUGUGAAUUAACAUUCCCAGUCGAAAUUUUGAAACUCUUUAAAGGUUUUGUGUUCGUAGUGAAACUCAAGCCAAAAAAAACUUCAAAGUAUCCAAUUAAAUGGUUAAAGUCAGAAAACAAUAAGGAUUUUAUGUUCAAACUACCAUAUUGUGAACACCUGAUAGAAAAAGAGUGUCUCAAUGAUCUUUCGGAUAAAGAUAAAAAAAAUGAUAAAAUUUGGGAAUUAAAUCUAAAAAGAUUUAUUAAUGAAGCAGAGGGCUCAACUGAAGAAUUUUUAAAGAGUAAUUUAAUCACAUUUGAAUCUAUUAUUACGAACAAAAUGGUAGAUAUUUCUGAAGAUCUUGGCAAAUUACAUGCAUUGUCCGCGCUCCAAAAUGAAAAUAGCAUAAUAAAACUAAGGACCUUUUCAAAAAGAAAACUUGUAUUACAUUGUGGGUUAUUGGAGGUUGCAUUGAAAGGUAAAAAAAUCUGGAAAAACCUUCCAAACAGUUGUUUACCUUUGGGUUUGAUAAAAACAAGUGAAGAUUCAACUGAAAUUGAAAUGCCUGAAAUAAAUAAAAUAAAUGAUUUAAUAUUUGAACAAGAAGUUCAAAUAAAAAUCAAUAAAACAGAUUCAAUAGAUUUCGACCGAUUCGUUUGUGUUUUUAAAACACUAGAUGAAAAUGGUCAUAUUUGCUGGCAUAAGGAAGGAGAUAAAGAUAUAGAGAUCGCAAUUUCCUUUAAAAAUAAAGAAAAUAAUAGAGAGUGGGAGGGAAUUUGGUCGGAUAUAGUUUUUAAUAUUAUUUCAGCAGAAGUUGAAUGGGGAAGCAUUACUUUGAUGCACAGAUACAACCUAAUGGAUCAGAUAAUUAAAAAGUGGUCGAAUGAAUUUAUAAAUGAAACUUAUAAACUUAUAUCUGAUUCAAAUGAAAUAUUAUGGUAUAACUUUGAAACUAACAAUCAAAAUGAUCUUGAUGAUCAAAAUUUGAGAACAUUAGAUUGCGAAAAUGUCAAAGACGCAAUACUUCGUGGUGAAGAAUUCUGGGCAUGGAUUAUGAUUUGGAUGAGAUUCAACUCCCUUGGAGUAUUAGACUGGCAAAGAAACUAUAAUACAGCUCCGAGGUUGUUAGCUCAUUCAGCGGAAACAGCUUCUUUAACUGUAAUAUCAAAAUGGGUAGAGAUGCCCAAAUACAGAUGCCAAAUCAGGUUAAUAAUCCAAUCAAUUAUUAGAGGUGGAUCCCGAGGGCAAGAAGUUAGAGAUAGGAUACUGCAUAUCAUGCAUAAGAAUCAUAUUCCAGAAAAUCAUGGAACUUUUUAUGAACAAUGGCAUCAAAAAUUACACAAUAAUACAACUCCCGAUGAUGUUGGAAUAUGUCGCUCAAUCAUCGGCUACCUUAGAAGUAAUGGUAAUGAAGAAGUUUUUUCAAAAAUACUUCAUGAAGAAGGAUUAUCUUGGGAAAGGAUCAGAUCCUAUGACCGUCCUAUUACUGCAAAGCCUUACAUUCCACCUUUUAUGGAUGUUAAUGCACUUGCAUUUGAUUUUGAACAAUAUCUGGAGGUUCUAGUAGACGUUCACGAAGCAUUAAACCUACAAAGAUCAUUUCACUAUUCUAGGGAAUAUUUGGAUGAAAAAUCACAAAAUAUCUGUGCUUCCGUAAUAUUUGGGGAGAGCAAAAGGUUUGAUAAUACUAUUGACCUGAAUGUUCUACAUGAUCGCUUAAUGUCUGUAAAUAAAGCCAGAGAAGAGAUAUUAAACUUAAUUUAUAACUCGUAUGUUGGGAAAUCAUCGUCUUCAAAUAACUGCAAUUAUCAUGCGAUUAAAGAAAUCAUGUACUUAGAUUUAGGCUUGGAAAACUUACAGUGCAUGUUUAUACAAACAAUCUGCACCAUAAAAAAUAACUAUGAUAACAUAAUGCAUUUGGUUGAUGAAAUGAAUUCCUUUAUAUGGAUAUUAUUUGGGCAUGACCCUUGUAACAAGGAAUUGGAAGCAAUAUUUUUUGAUUGGAAAGAAUUCAAAAAAAUUAAUCAAUCGACAAACAACUAUAUUCUAAUUUUGAAAAGCUUAAUAGAUAGGCUACAGCUUUUUAUUGGUUCAAUCAUGGAUAAAAUUUUUUCAAUAUGGGACCCAAAAGUUACUUUUUUUGGAACAAAUAUUGGUUUAUGUAAAAAUGAUCCAAUAAUUAAGAAUUUUAUGGACGAGAUUUUGCGUUCUACACUAUUUUCCACAAUCUCACUCCAAAUCAAACGAAUAAAUAAAUACUUAUUAAACAACACAGAUCCUAAUGAACUAAAUGAUUGGCAGUUUAUUAGUUAUAAUCCUAAAUGGAGGGAUGGCCAAAUCUUUACUGGAGUUUUUAAGAAUUUGAAUAAAAUUACAGAUCUUAUUGAAGAUCCAUAUAAAAAAAUAGUGUCUUGUUCAAAUAUUUCUGGAGAAGAAGAUAUUCCAAUGAAUGUAAUUGGCAUAAUUUUAACAAAUCCUGAAAAUUCUCCAGAUUUACUUUCACACUUAUCUGUUAGAGCAAGGAAUAUGAAUGUGUUACUAGUUGUCUGCCAAAACUCUCAUGUUUCAGAAUUCAUUAAUUCAAUUGAAGAAAACGAAAUAAUUGAUUUACACAUUACAAAUGAUAUGAGGUUAGAGAUCAAUAAAAACAACGAAAUUAUAGAUAAAAACGAAUUAAUUGAAACCAAAGCUUUGAAUAAAGUGAAGGUUAAACAUAAAUCAAAAUUUUUCGAAUUUAAAAAUAAGAUUAAAGAGUUAAAUAAGUGGGUUCUAUUGCCAAGUGAAAUGGAUAACAAUAAUGUUGGCCAGAAGGCACUAAAUCUUGUCAGACUAAAAAAACUAAUCGAAUCACAAAGCAAUAAAUUACCUUUUUUCGUGCCAAGCUGUGUUUCUUUGCCUUUUGGUACAUUGAAUAAAUUGAUAAAAAAUGACACAUUUGAAAAAAUAAAUUCUCAACUAAAUAUGCUUGAACAAUGCAAUAUUGAGAAUCCAAAAAUAUUUGAAAUUCUUGAAAGUAUUUGUAAUACUAUUGAAUAUGAGAUUGAGCCAUGUGAUAAACUAUUGGAAGAAUUAAUAAAUGCAAUGAAAUUGCUUCUUCAACUAGACUUAGAGAACCUAAGUACUGAGUGUAUAAAAAAGAUUAAUAAAGAAAAGAUUUCAAAAAAUUCCAAGUCAAUGAAAUUAAUCUGGGAGAAAAUUAAAAAAGUAUGGAUGUCCGUUUAUCAGCCCAUUUCUUUCUAUAACAUGAAAAAAAUUGGAUUAUCACUAUCAAAUGUAUAUAUGUCAAUUGCAAUUCAAAGGUUAAUGAAUGCCAAAUACGCUUUUGUAUUACACAGUAAAAACCCUAUUCAAAAUAAAAAUAUUAACUUAACAGAAUACGAUGAAAUGUAUGGAGAAUUGGUCAUUGGACUUGGGGAAACACUAGUUUCGAAUACAAUUGGAAAAUCAAUGGGAUUUACUGCAUUAAGAAAAAAAAACUGUAAAAACUAUCAAGAUGCACAAUUUAUUAAAAAAAUUAAUGUUGUUUCCUUCCCAUCGAAAUCGAUCGCAAUGCUCAAUCAAAUUACUGUUGAUAAUACAAACUCGAUUGACUUCGACAAACUAUCAAGUAACUUCAUUUUUAGGUCGGAUUCUAAUGCAGAAGAUAUUGAAGGGUUUGCCGGAGCAGGGGUAUUUCAAUCAAUCCCAUUAAUUGAUCCUAAAAGUAAAUAUAUAAAAUAUCUGAGUCAACAAAUAAUAACAGACUAUACUCACAGAAAUGAGAUAUUGAAACAAUUGGCAACAAUAUCAUUUUAUAUUCAAGAUGAAUUUGAUCAGAUACCACAGGAUAUUGAGGGCUGUAUAAUUGAAGAAUGUCAAGAGUUCAAUAAUAAAUCAUUUACUAUAGCUAUUGUACAAUCAAGGCCACAGGUUUAG
Molecule: messenger RNA, 4959 nt
Organism: Cryptosporidium ubiquitum
Lineage: Eukaryota; Apicomplexa; Conoidasida; Eucoccidiorida; Cryptosporidiidae
Product: alpha-glucan water dikinase
Exons: 1
Coding region: 1-4959 (1652 amino acids)
Biological process (GO): phosphorylation
Molecular function (GO): kinase activity; ATP binding
Source: RefSeq, a predicted model, not a curated record